Larimichthys crocea (large yellow croaker) is the source of this 1205-nucleotide messenger RNA. RefSeq names its product histone H1. Gene Ontology annotation, molecular function: DNA binding. Gene Ontology annotation, cellular component: nucleosome. NCBI's taxonomy places the organism in Eukaryota, Metazoa, Chordata, Actinopteri, Sciaenidae. Gene Ontology annotation, biological process: nucleosome assembly. Bases 113 to 1153 code for a protein of 346 amino acids. The transcript is spliced from 3 exons. The record is from RefSeq and is a predicted model, not a curated record.
CUUCUUUUUUUUUUUUUUAACAAAACACAAAGCCACAUGUGGCUGUCAAACUUUCCAACAAUCAGCUGGGCAGUUUUGGGGAUUUCUUUUUGAAAUCUGAAAAUAGGCAAACAUGCGUAGGAAAGCCAGACCUUUACCCAGGGGGAACACACAGGGAAAUGCUAACAGCAACGCUAAAGCAAAAGAAAAUGCACAUCUGAAGGCGAUAAAACAAACAGGGAGACCAAUUAAAACUCCAACUGGGAAAGGUCUUGGAAAAGCAGGAGCCAAACGUUUGGGCCGACUACUGAAACGAGCCAUCCAGGACCAGGAGGAGUCCACGGGGAAGGUUUCUCUGCCAAAGACCCCUGUUCGUCUUUUCAAGCACCAGAUUCAAACUAAAGCUAAGGAUGCACCCAAGACAAACACCACAAAGCCGGCCUCACCUCAGGUCUCCCAGCUCAUCCUCAGCGUGGUUUCUCAGUGCAAGCACAAAGGCGGCAUGUCUAUGGCUGAGCUCAAGCAGACGCUUGCUGCUGAAGGCUACGAUGUCUCCAAGAACAGCAAACAGGUGAACAUGGUGACCAAAAGGCUGGUUAACAAUGAGACGCUUGUAAGGACAAGAAGACAUGCAUCGUUGAGACUCAACAAUAAGGUGGACACAAAGCAAGUAAAGAUAAGCAGUGUGAAACCCCCGAAACCAAAAGCAGAUCUGAAGCAGAGCAAAACAGCCCGCAAAUCCCCCAAAGGAGCAGGAAAGUCACAGAGGCAAGCUAGAGUGACCCCCAAACCAAAAGGCAAUUCAGCCAAACCGAGAGGCAAGUCACCCAAACUAAAAGGCAAGACUCACAGAACAGCAGCCAAAUCACACAAACUAACAAGCAAGACUCGUAAAGCUGCAGCCAGAUUGCACAAACCAAGAAGGAAGACCCUCAAAGCAAGCAGAAAAUCACCAAAGCCAGCUGUCAAGAGACGCAGAUCUGCAACGAAGCAAGCAGCACGGGUUCAAAAGGCAUCAAGGAAGGCUCAAAGGGUUCAGAGACGUCGACCAAAGCAAAACAGACAUUCGUAUAAAUCCUCCUGGAAAAGACAACCACAACGACGGAGGCUUCCUAAAACAAGAUCAAAAACACGACGGCUUACCAGGAGAAGAACUUACUACUAUUACAAUUAGCAUUUAGAGUAAUUCAUGAUAAGCAGUAAUAAACUUCUCUAGCAACCUGAAA